AAUGUAUCUUUAUCCAUACAGAAUAAAGAGAAAAGCAAGGAGCAGAGCUCAAGCUCAGAGUUGCCACCUGAAGAUAACGGGACCUCAGCAGGUUCCUCUGGAAACUACAAAAGCUCACCCUCUUCAUCAACCCCAUCCAAAUCCCCCCAAGUUAGAUUUCCACUUGAUGCCACAUGUUCCCCCAAACUCUUUUCCCCUGACAGAGACCACAGAACCUUUUCCUCCUCAUCAUCAGACUCCGCUAAAACUCAGGGCGCUCCGUCUUCAUCUACGGGUCAGCAAACCCCUUCAUCUUCAGCAGGUGUGAAGAUCUGUCCAGAAACUUAUCAGGCACAGAAGCGCAUAGCAAGAUCCAAAGAAAGCGCAAAGGGCAAACCUGGCUUUAAAGUCUCUGCAGAGACUAAAGCUGUAAAAAUAGAUGAGUUAAGUUUGCAAAACUCCACUAAAAUGGAACAAUCUGCACAUGGAGAGACCUUGGCGCUGACCAGUCAGAGCCAGAGUCCAGAGACGGAUUUUCCAGAGAAAACGCUGAGAGAGGAAGCAGUCAAGACCAAAGAAAAAGAUGAUGGCCAGAGAACGUUGGAGAGGCAAGGUGAGGAGAAUCAUUCCAUCCCUGAUUCCCUUUGUGAGAAAACCGAUCAAGAAGCGGAGAAAGAAAAGAAGCAGGAUAUUGGUUUCGAUGCUAGCACGGCCGAGAUGUGCCAAAAAUCAGAUCAGGGAGAACUUGAGGCCAAAACUUGCACUGAAACUGAGUCGGGUGCUCCUGUUCAAGAAAAGGAGAGCGUCACCGAUGAAGUGUCUGUGAGAGAAGGAGAGCAUCCAGUCAAAGAUGAAGGUUUGACAAUAAAACCAGAUGUGAAAAUCGUCCCUGAAGAAAAGGAGAAUCCAGCAGUAAAACAGGACAGUUCAGAUCAACCGUCUGAGACUCCAACAGAGGACAGCAGGGCAGAGACAGAGGAUACAGUUCAAGAGGAGUCCAUCACUGAACGUUCUGAUAGAUCUACCAAAGAAUCAAACAAAGAUAAAAUAACACAAGACAAAGCAGCGGCUAAUGCACCGACCAUCACCUCAGGAUCUCCUAGAGGACGAAGGAAAAAAACUUUAGAUGAGGGAAAAGAAGUCAAGACGCCACCAAGGACGAGGAACGCUGCUGCUAAAAACGUCCCAUCGAAAGCCUGCGAGCAGAAAUCCUCAGGAACCUCUGGAGACGUUACCUUCAGAGAGACUAAAGAGGAGGAACAGGAAGCUCCAGCGAUCAGGACCAGAGCUCAAGCCAAGAAGACGGUGGAACUGACUCCAGUGAGGAAAUCAACCAGAGGGAUGAAGUCAGAAUGUCUGGGUGGAGAGAAAAAGGAAGAAUGCAUGAAGGGAAACAAAGCUCCUAGCAAACGGAAAGCGGAGCUUUCAGGACCUGAACCAAAAAGAUCUGCCAGUGCUGACAUCAAACUGCCUCCAUUUGACCCUAAAACCCCGCUGGUGUGGGGUUAA
This is a messenger RNA of Cyprinodon tularosa, 1488 nucleotides long. Its product is annotated as neurofilament medium polypeptide-like. NCBI's taxonomy places the organism in Eukaryota, Metazoa, Chordata, Actinopteri, Cyprinodontiformes, Cyprinodontidae. The record is from RefSeq and is a predicted model, not a curated record. Bases 448 to 1488 code for a protein of 346 amino acids. The transcript is spliced from 4 exons.